Molecule: messenger RNA, 2628 nt
Organism: Kwoniella shivajii
Lineage: Eukaryota; Fungi; Basidiomycota; Tremellomycetes; Tremellales; Cryptococcaceae
Exons: 14
Coding region: 1-2628 (875 amino acids)
Biological process (GO): nucleobase-containing compound metabolic process; establishment of sister chromatid cohesion
Cellular component (GO): nucleus
Molecular function (GO): DNA helicase activity; ATP binding; DNA binding
Source: RefSeq, a predicted model, not a curated record
AUGGAAGAACCUUCUUCCUCGAAUCUCCCAUCACUCGCAACUCCCGAUCGAUUCCCUUUCCCAUAUCCCAAACCAUACGAUAUCCAACUUGAACUUAUGCAAGUUGUCUUCAAAGCUAUUGAAGAUGGAAAGAUAGCUAUCGUAGAAUCACCCACCGGUACAGGAAAAUCGUUAUCUCUGCUUACAUCAACUUUGACAUGGUUAGACUUACAUAAAAAGCGUUUGACGGAAGUUGCAGAAGGUGAACUAAGGGAGAAGCUCAAAGGAGAUGACCCUGAUGAACCGGACUGGGUCAUUGAACAUUCUAUCAAAGCUAGACUCAAUGAAUUGAGGUCUGUAGAAGGAGCAAGGAAUGAAAGACUGUCUAGAGCUAGAGAAAGGGAAAGGAAGAUCCGACGAAACGGGAGUUCAACUAGAGGUAUGGUGACGAAGAAGAUCAAAAGUCAAGACAAUUCAGGUGCGAAUGAGCAAAGCGUAGAAGUUAGAGAAGAAGAAGAUUAUCUGCCAGAUGAUAAAGAUGAGCAAGAUGAUCAAGGUCCUUAUCUAUCUAAAGAAGUGAGAGAUCUCAUGGAUAAGUACGAAGCUUCUCGACCUAAAGCACAUCAGGAGGAGGAGCAAGAUGAAGAUGGUCCAAAAAUAUAUUAUACUUCGCGAACUCAUACUCAAUUACGUCAAUUGACUUCUGAGUUACUCAAGACAUCUUUUCCUAUAUCUGAUCAUACCAAUGCAGAAGCUGGACCUUCAAACGGUGUCAGCUUGGUACCGCUGGGAAGCAGGAAACAGCUUUGUAUUAAUGACAAAGUGAGGAAUUUAGCCAAGAAUGGAGGAGAUGAGAGAUUGAAUGAAGCUUGUUUGGAUAUGCAAAAGUCUGGUAAAGCAAGAUGCGAGUUCCUGCCCUCAAAAGCAGAAGAAGUAUCGAUGCUGGAUGCUAGGGAUUCUGUACUGGCCUCCGUCAAAGAUAUAGAAGAUAUAGUGACUGUGGGGCGUAAAUCUUGUGUUUGUCCUUAUUACGCUACGAGGCGGGCUGUGAAGCAAAGCCAAAUCGUGACUUUACCAUACAACCUACUGCUGCAGAAGAAUGCCAGAGAAGCUUUAGACAUCAACCUAAAAGACCAAGUGAUAGUAAUUGAUGAAGCGCACAAUUUAAUCGACACUCUACUCUCAAUAUACUCCACCACGCUCACUUCGACCUACCUCAUCAGCGCGAUAUCCCAAUUACAACAAUACCUCUCGCGCUUCAAGAACCGAUUGAAAUUUGUCCACGCUCUGAAGAUCAAACAAGUCUUGAGUUUGUUACAAGGUUUGAUCAAAGUUUGUGAAGCAUUCGCUUCGUCCUCUUCUCAAAAAACGGAUGGUAAAGCAAAGUCCAAAAACGAAGUCAUGAAUGCCAACGAACUUAUGGAAAGAGUUGGAGGAGGCAAUGAUCAAUUGAAUCCUAUCGAUCUAGUUGAGUAUCUGAAAGAGAGCAAAUUGGCUAGAAAGAUAUCUGGGUUCUCAGAGCAUCUACAAGACCUUGCCAUGAAAGAUCCCAAAACCUCUCGGUCAACUAGUCAAAGACACGCUUCCAUAGCUGCUUUCCACAUUGUAGAAUCAUUCCUGAUCUCUCUCGUUGACGCAAGAGACGAUGGAAGGGUCAUCUUAUCGCUUGAAGAAGGUCAUUCUGGUCCAACAGUAGUGAUCAAAUACGUAUUACUGAACCCAGCAGAAAGAUUCAAGGAAAUAGUAGAACAAGCCAGGAGCGUAAUCUUAGCUGGAGGAACUAUGGAACCGAUAUCAGAUUUCCUUCAACAGCUUUUCCCUUCUCUCCCUAAGGAUCGAUUUGCAACCCUAUCAUGUGCACAUGUGAUCCCAAAGGAGAACCUCCUGACUCAGGUGGUUUCCGUUGGACCUAGAAAAACGGAAUUUGAGUUCAAGUACUCCAAUAGGGACAACGAUGCUUUAUUGACCGAGCUCGGAUCCGUCAUUCAGUCUACGAUUGGCUUGGUACCGGACGGAGUAGUAGUCUUUUUACCUUCUUAUGCUUUUUUGGAUAAAGUCAAAGCUUUUUGGACGAAAUCUGGAUUGAUGGGGAAGCUGGGUGACAAGAAGACCUUGUUCUUUGAGCCGCAAACGAGCGGGGACGUCGAGGGCACGCUGAGGGAUUACGCUGUAGCUAUAUCAUCAUGUAACGCGACUUUGGCCGCUGGAGAUAAAAGCAAGAAGACAGGAGCGUUGCUGUUCGCCGUUGUUGGAGGGAAACUAUCAGAAGGAAUCAAUUUCUCCGAUUCUUUAGGUCGAUGUGUCAUGAUGAUUGGAUUACCAUUUGCUAAUGUCGGCUCAAUCGAACUACAAGAACGUAUGAGAUACAUCGAAAGUUUACCUGGGAAUGGUAAAGAUGCAAGUAGAGAAAUGUAUGAAAACCUGUGUAUGAGAGCCGUCAAUCAGUCUAUUGGAAGAGCGAUUCGUCAUGCAAAUGAUUACGCUACUAUCCUUCUUAUCGAUAAACGAUAUUCAACUGCUAGAAUCAGGAAUAAGUUACCUAAAUGGAUUGGCGAAGACGUUAAAGUGCAGAAUGAUUAUGGGAGUGUGGCGAAAGGUAUCGCUGGUUUUUUCAGGGAGAAAAGAGAGAAAGAAAGGGGGAUCAAAUGA